Selaginella moellendorffii is the source of this 835-nucleotide messenger RNA. RefSeq names its product ATP-dependent Clp protease ATP-binding subunit CLPT1, chloroplastic. The record is from RefSeq and is a predicted model, not a curated record. Bases 20 to 724 code for a protein of 234 amino acids. NCBI's taxonomy places the organism in Eukaryota, Viridiplantae, Streptophyta, Lycopodiopsida, Selaginellales, Selaginellaceae. The transcript is spliced from 6 exons.
UUUUGUGCUUGGCUUGGCUAUGGCGUGCUCGUGCCGGAUCGCUUCGCUUUCUUCUUCCUCUUCGUCUUCCUCUUUUUCAUGUUUGGGCCCUUCGGCGCCAUCACAUUCUUCGCCAUUGCUGCGCGGAGGAUUCGCGCAACGGCUAGGACGUGGAUUAGGGUUUAAGCUGGAGCUCACAAGGAAGAAUUCGAGGCAUUGGAAUGGCGCUACCGUGUGCAUGGUUCUUCCUACAGGCAAGCCCGACGCUACAUUGGAGAAGGAUAAACAAGCAAAAUGGAGCGCGCGAGCGAUCAAGGCUUUCAGCAUGGCGGAGCUCGAGGCACGAAAGAUGAAAUACGCCACCACUGGAACGGAGUCUCUGCUCAUGGGAAUUCUCACCGAAGGGACGAGCAAAGCUUCUCUUUACUUGCGAGCAAACGGUGUGACGCUGUUCAAGGUGAGGAGCGAGGCUGUCAAUGUUCUCGGCAAGGCAGACAUGUAUUUCUUUAGUCCCGAGCACCCACCACUUACGGAGCCCGCACAAAAGGCACUCGACUGGGCAGUGGAUGAACACCAAAAGCUGGGAGCAAAUGGAGAGAUCUCAACAACGCUGCUGCUGCUGGGCAUUUGGGAGCAGAAGAACUCGGCCGGGCAAAAGAUCCUCGCUGCUCUGGGAUUCGACGAUAAGAAAGCGCAAGAGAUCCUAGCAGCGGAAAGAGAAGAUUUGGGAAUCCCGGCCACUUGAGAGAGCAAAGGCAAACUUUUUGUGCCAUGAAGAACAGAGAAAUCCGCCACCUUGUCCCUGUAGGAAAAAUUGGAAAGCCAAAUGGGGGGAAAAUCCCUAAUUUUGUGGUCA